Molecule: messenger RNA, 1521 nt
Organism: Melospiza melodia melodia
Lineage: Eukaryota; Metazoa; Chordata; Aves; Passeriformes; Passerellidae
Product: zinc finger protein 239-like
Exons: 3
Coding region: 197-1057 (286 amino acids)
Biological process (GO): regulation of transcription by RNA polymerase II
Molecular function (GO): DNA-binding transcription factor activity, RNA polymerase II-specific; RNA polymerase II cis-regulatory region sequence-specific DNA binding
Source: RefSeq, a predicted model, not a curated record
UUAAAAAGGUGAUCAGACGUUUAGGCCGGUUCUGUUGGAGCAGUUGCCUAUGUUCUGACAUCUGUAACCUUGGAAUAUACCUCUGGAUAUAAACUCUCCAGCAGAAUCCAUCUCUUUUUCUCUUCACCAUCGCCUGAAGCUCUCCUCCUGAGGAUUUCCCAUUGCCAACCCCUGGGAUGCUGUGAGGAAGAGGAAGAUGCCCAUGGACACUGAGGCAGAGCAGGAACUGAGCAUGGAGAGCAGGGAGGACAAAUGCCUGCGGCAGAACCUGGUGGAAGAGGCCGUUUUGAGCGGCUCCACGGCGCAGGAAGCCAACGGGGAGGAAAAGCCCCGGAGAUGCCGCACGAGGAGGAGCUGCAAAUGCAGCUGGUGGGGAUCUGAGGGGGAAAGAGCCAGCCUGGGCCGGGAAGGUGGCGGGAGAUGGAGCCAGAGCUCGGAGCUGGUACUCCAUGAGCAGCUCCAUGAUGGGGAGAAGCCCCACAUGUGUGUGGAGUGUGGGAAGAGCUUCAGGCGGAACUGCAACCUGAUUGUGCACCAGAGGAUCCACACUGGGGAGAAGCCCUACGAGUGUGGGGAGUGUGGAAAGAGCUUCAGCCAGAGCUCCAGCCUGAUCAAGCAUCAGAGGAUCCACACUGGAGAACGGCCCUUCGAGUGUGGGGAGUGUGGGAAGAGCUUCAGCCUGAGCUCCAACCUGAUCAAGCACCAGAGAACCCACACUGGGGAGAGGCCCUUCGAGUGUGGGGAGUGUGGGAAGAGCUUCUCGCAGAGCUCCCACCUGUCCUCGCACAAGAGGACCCACACUGGGGAGAGGCCCUAUGAGUGUUCCAAGUGUGGGAAGGGGUUUCAGAUCAGCUCCCGUCUCAUCAGGCACUAUCAGAGUCACACAGAGGAGAGGCCCUUCCAAUGCCCCGAGUGCGGGAAGGGAUUCAGGCAGAACGCCCACCUCAUCAGGCACCGGCGCAUCCACACUGGGGAGAGGCCCUACGAGUGUCCCCAGUGUGGGAAGAGCUUCUCCAGGAGUUCUCACUUGACCCGACACCAACAGAGGCACCGGUAAGGGAAGCCCUGCGAGUGCCCCGAGUGCGGGAAGAGCUUCGUGCGCUGCUCCAGCUCCAUCCCCCACUGGAGGAGGCACUUUGGGCACAGCCCGGGUCACUCACAUUCCCUGUGAUCCAUGUUGGCAACACACCUGGCUGCUUCUCCUUUUGGUUUCGCAUUAAGUUUUUUAUCUUCUCCGCCUCUCUGCUGUCUAAAAGCCAAGAGGGAUGGAUCUGUCACCUCAAAUCCCAGUGAAAACAGCUCAGUCUUAGACUCAGAGAACUCAGGCCCACAUCAAAAGGGCUUUUUCGCACCUCAAAAAAGCUCUACCUCUUCACAAACCUACUCGAUUCCACAGCCACCAGGGUGAGAUGGGGUUUGGAGGUGAUUUGGAGUAGUAGGAUCUCAAUUAGAUUGGUGGGAUGGAUAUUCUGUGGGUCAGGGUUUGUGGGAUGUAUUUGAUAGCAAAUAAAACUCUCAGAC